Messenger RNA from Herpailurus yagouaroundi (jaguarundi), 1480 nucleotides. Its product is annotated as olfactory receptor 2D2-like. The transcript has a single exon. Bases 279 to 1217 code for a protein of 312 amino acids. The record is from RefSeq and is a predicted model, not a curated record. Gene Ontology annotation, cellular component: membrane. Gene Ontology annotation, biological process: G protein-coupled receptor signaling pathway. NCBI's taxonomy places the organism in Eukaryota, Metazoa, Chordata, Mammalia, Carnivora, Felidae. Gene Ontology annotation, molecular function: olfactory receptor activity; G protein-coupled receptor activity.
ACAGAUACCUAUAGGCCAGAAUGGAAACAGCAUAUAGCGCUUCCCUGAUUUGGUGUUCACCAUUUUCAUCCCCAUAUUCCUCAACUAAAUCCUGAACCCAACCCCAAUACCACCCAAGCUACUAUGGGGACAUAUCUCACAGUGCUUCCAUCUGCCAAUCCAAACUGCCCAUUAAGAAACAUAAAUGAAACAAUGAGUGUGAAAAUUCCUUACACACCCUUGGCAUAGACACUCAAUAAAUUACAUACCCUCAAAACUCUUUAAACAGGCAGAUCACAAUGCAAGAACUCAACCAGUCCUCCGUGACAGAAUUCAUUCUAUUGGGUUUUGCUCCCAACCCUAGGACCAACCCUCUGCUCUUCACCUUCUUUCUCACCUUUUACCUGCUAAUCCUCAUAAGCAACAGCCUCCUCAUCACCCUUAUUCACCAGGAUUCUCGCCUCCACACACCCAUGUACUUUUUCAUCAGUGUCCUCUCCACGCUGGAUGUGUGCUACACAACCACUACCGUGCCCCAAAUGCUUGUGCAUAUUCUCAGUGAGAAGAGGACCAUCUCUUUUGCUAGAUGUGUGGCCCAGAUGUACAUCUUCCUCCUCUUUGGGGUCACUGAGUCCUGGCUUUUCUCUAUCAUGUCUGUGGACAGGUACGUGGCCAUCUGCCAUCCUCUCCGGUAUAAGAUCAUCAUGAGCCAUUGGAUGUGCCUCCUCAUGGUGGGCAUCUGUGCAGCCUAUGGUGUGGUGGGUGGCCUGUGCUAUACCUUCUUUGCUAUGAAUCUGCCCUACUGUGGCCCUAAUGAAAUUGACCACUACUUCUGUGAGGUCCCUGCUGUCCUAAAGCUGGCCUGUGCAGACACAUCCCUCAAUGACUUGGUGGACUUCAUCACGGGCUUCAAUGUCAUUGUGGUCCCACUGUCCCUGGUUGUCAUAGUCUAUGCCAACAUCUUUGCUACCAUCAUGAAGAUCCGCUCAGCCCAGGGACGGGUCAAAGCCUUCUCCACCUGUGCCUCCCACAUCACUGUGGUCACCAUGUUCGCCAUUCCAUGCAUCAUUAUGUACAUGAGCCCUGGCUCUGACUCUUUGUCAAACAAUGGCAAGAAAAUGGCCCUUUUUUAUAACAUUGCCACAGCCUUCCUCAACCCUGUCAUCUACAGUCUGAGGAACAAGGACGUGAAAAAGGCUUUCCUCAAAUUGAUGGGACGGAGCAGGGCCCCACAGUGAGGCCUUAAAGCUGAAGACCUGGGGAGCCAAACAAAGCAGGACUCACACCCACAACCCCUCAAAGACUCUUCCAUGAGACCUGGGAGGGCUGUACUCCAUAAAACUAACCCUUCACCCUGGCCUAGGGAGAAGGAACUGAGUACUCAGACAACCACAGCAUCUGUGGUGACCUGGUUUGGGACAGAGGUGAUUGUGAAGGUAGAGCACAGUGGUCAAGAGCCUGGAUGACAGACUUGAUUUUAGCCAUUAGCAGGACAUAUGAA